Messenger RNA from Solanum lycopersicum (tomato), 1538 nucleotides. RefSeq names its product gamma conglutin 1-like. The record is from RefSeq and is a predicted model, not a curated record. Gene Ontology annotation, molecular function: aspartic-type endopeptidase activity. Gene Ontology annotation, biological process: proteolysis. NCBI's taxonomy places the organism in Eukaryota, Viridiplantae, Streptophyta, Magnoliopsida, Solanales, Solanaceae.
AUCACCAUACAAAGUAAUAACAACUGUCUGUUCUCUCAUCAGUCUCUCUUAAUAUGGCAUCAUCAAUCCUCAACUUUCUUCUUACAUUCUUAGCAGUCUCAAAUCUUGUAUACCUAUCACAAUCACAAGUUACUAGAGCUCCCUUCAAACCUGACGGCCUUGCUUUGCAAGUCUUUAAGGAUUCUGCCACUGGUCUUCACAUAACCAACAUCACAAAAGGAACUCCCCAGCAAUCCAUCCCAUUGCUGAUUGAUUUGAAUGGCAACUUCUUAUGGUUAAAUUGCGAAAAAAAUUACCUCUCAUCAACCUAUUUAGCCCCCUUUUGUCAGUCAACUCAAUGUUCUCGCUUUGGUUCUCAUUCGUGCAACAAAUGCUUUUCCACUACUCCUAGGCCUGGUUGCCAUAACAACACUUGUGCUGUUACAACAACAAAUCCUUUAACUAGCCAAACUGCAACCAGUGAAGUUGCUCAGGAUUCUCUCUCCAUUCAAUCCAUUACUCAAUCUGGUUCAAACUAUGGUCCUUUAGUUACUAUUCGCCACUUCCUUUUUGCUUGUUCACCUUCAUCUUUGUCACAAGAUCCUUUUCCUAAUAAUGUCCAAGGAGUAGCUGGAUUAGCUCACGGUUCAGUCUCUCUCCCAAUUCAAUUUGCCUCUCAUUUUGGAUUCCAUCGUCAAUUCUCCUUGUGCUUGCCCUCUUCCUCACAAAAAAAUGGUGCAAUCUUUUUCGGGACUAGUGGAUUGAAUGGUACACAGACAGGUAACUUAACCUACACCCCAAUAAUCAUCGGUUCACAAGGUGAAUAUUUCAUCCCAGUCAGGUCAAUUCGCGUAAACAACAAGCCUGUCCCAUUGAACCGUUCAUCUUUAAUCUCAACAAGGACUAGAAACUUUGGUGGCGCGAUGAUUAGUACUACAGCACCUUACACAGCUCUUGAACACAACAUUUUCACAACUUUCACUCAGUUUUUCGCUAACCAAUCCUCUGGGAUAUCUCAAGUGAAUCCUAUAUCACCAUUCGGAUUAUGUUUCAAUUCCAACGUCUCUUCGAUCACAAAUGUUCCGAACAUUGAUUUUGUGAUGCAGAACAAAAAUGUUACAUGGACUAUUGUUGGAACAAAUUCAGUAGUUGAAGCACGACCAGGUGUGUCAUGCUUGGCGUUUGUUGAUGGAGGACAAAAUCCAAAGGCUCCAAUUGUGAUAGGGGUGCAUCAAUUGGAAGAUAAUUUUGUUGAGUUUGAUUUGGUCAGGUCGAGAUUGGGAGUAAGCUCUUCGUUGCUGUCACGUAAUACUAGUUGUUCUAAUUUCAAUUUCACAUCCAAAUCGUCUUUCGAUUGAUUAAAUGGAGUGAAAAUUGAAGAAAAGUUUAAUUUCCUAUCUAUGUUCUUGUGAUAUAGUUUAAGGUCUAUGCAAUUUUAGUUUAAGUUUCUUUUGUUUGUAUUUUCGUCUUAAGAUGCAAGUGUACUAGUUUUGAGCAAGGAGUGUUGUUGAUUUCAAUUUUAUGUCACAUAUUAUGAAAACACACACACAAAAAAAAAA